UGUGCUUUUGGUCUGAAACAUUGUUUAAAGCAAGUUAUGGCUGCUUGUCUAUUAUCAAGUAAGCUACAGAGUGAUGAUGAAAAGGAUCUGGUUUCAGCUACGCAGUUGAGACCUAGACUGAAACGAUUUGGACUGAGACGAAGACCUGUCCUGAGAUACAAUGAAAACAAAAAGUCCAUAGCUACAGUGAAACGAACUCGAAAAAGAAUACAAAGAAGAUACUUUCAAAAGAGACGGCUUCUCCCUAAAAUAACAAAGGCUCACCUAGAGUAUGGCAGUGCUAGAUUGGUAGCAAGUACAAUAUACAUAAUGGACCAUCCUGUAUCCACAUUCAUGAUCCAGGUGUUUGAUGUUGAUGUUGACGCAUAUUCUGAUGCUGUUGACACAUGUGCUCAUGCUAACGUGUGUGGUGAAUAUGCCAAGGACACCUACUCUUACUUAAAGCAGCUAGAGAUGGAUCAAACAAUUCGUUACCACUACCUGAAUGGUCAAAACAUCACCCCAACACUUCGAGCUAUAACCGUAAAUUGGCUUGUGCGCAUCCAUUUACUCCUCUGUUUAAACCAGGAGACUUUAUUUACAGGUGUAUGUAUUUUGGAUCGGUUUCUACAGGCCAAUCCUCUGGAUAAGAAAAUGCUGCAACUGGCUGGGCUAACCUCCUUGUUCAUUGCAUCGAAAUAUGAGGAACCAACUCCCAAACCCAUUGCUAAGUUUGUGUCUUCAUCCAUACACCAUAUCCCAGUUGAUCAGAUCAAAGAGAUGGAACUUCAGAUUCUUGUUGCAUUGGAGUUUAAAGUUGGGACAGCAACUUCUCUGCAGUUUUUGUGGAGAGCAUCAAGAGUAAUGGGUUUGGAACCUUUUUCUCACACUUAUGCAGAAUUUCUAAUGGAAUUGGCCAUGACGGACUACGACAUGGUUCAUAUGGCUCCAUCAAAAAUAGCAACAGCAGCCUGCUACCUGACCAUGACAUUCUUAGAAGAGAGAGAUUGGCAUCCAGUUCUCCAGUUUUACAUGGGUCAUUCAGAAGAAGAUAUAAUGGUUGUUGUAUAUCACCUAGCAAAGAAUCUGGUUAAAAAUUAUUCUAAGCGUACUCUAGAAAGGGUGGUCUUUGACAAGUAUGACACUGAGGAAUAUGACAACAUGAGCAGCAUACCACUUUUUUAUAUGGAUAUUUUUAUGACCUGGCAGGGGAAAGUUAUGACAUUGUGUGACCUGGCAAGGAAAGUGUGCUGAACAUCCAUCC
Messenger RNA from Pelobates fuscus (common spadefoot toad), 1243 nucleotides. RefSeq names its product G2/mitotic-specific cyclin-B1-like. Bases 37 to 1233 code for a protein of 398 amino acids. Gene Ontology annotation, biological process: mitotic cell cycle phase transition; regulation of cyclin-dependent protein serine/threonine kinase activity; mitotic metaphase chromosome alignment. Lineage: Eukaryota; Metazoa; Chordata; Amphibia; Anura; Pelobatidae. The transcript has 9 exons. Gene Ontology annotation, cellular component: cytoplasm; mitochondrial matrix; nucleus. Gene Ontology annotation, molecular function: cyclin-dependent protein serine/threonine kinase regulator activity. The record is from RefSeq and is a predicted model, not a curated record.